This is a messenger RNA of Phacochoerus africanus (Common warthog), 5994 nucleotides long. RefSeq names its product ATPase phospholipid transporting 11C (gene ATP11C). Bases 185 to 3535 code for a protein of 1116 amino acids. The record is from RefSeq and is a predicted model, not a curated record. The transcript is spliced from 29 exons. Gene Ontology annotation, cellular component: trans-Golgi network; recycling endosome; endoplasmic reticulum. Gene Ontology annotation, molecular function: ATPase-coupled intramembrane lipid carrier activity; magnesium ion binding; ATP binding. Gene Ontology annotation, biological process: phospholipid translocation. Lineage: Eukaryota; Metazoa; Chordata; Mammalia; Artiodactyla; Suidae.
GCCGCGAGGGCGCGGGCGGCCGGGGGGCGGGGGGAGUGCGGAGAGCCGAGGAGGGCGGGCGGCCGGGCAGCCAGCCUCGCCGUCCGUUUCGCGCCGCCGGCCCACGCCGCAGUGUGUUUUGUGGACGGCACCUUCCCAGACAGCCCAGUAGAGCCCAGCUCGGCGCCCGGCAGCCUUCGACGCGAUGUUCCGCCGGAGCUUUAAUCGUUUUUGUGCUGGAGAAGAGAAACGAGUUGGUACACGCACAGUAUUUGUUGGCAAUCAUCCAGUUUCAGAAACAGAAGCAUACAUUGCACAAAAAUUUUGUGAUAAUAGAAUAGUCUCAUCUAAGUAUACACUUUGGAAUUUCCUCCCAAAGAAUCUGUUUGAACAGUUUAGGAGAAUUGCAAAUUUUUAUUUUCUCAUCAUUUUCCUUGUACAGGUCACAGUAGACACACCAACUAGCCCAGUUACCAGUGGACUUCCACUUUUCUUUGUUAUAACUGUUACAGCCAUCAAACAGGGAUAUGAGGACUGGCUGAGACACAGAGCAGACAAUGAAGUCAACAAGAGCACUGUUUACAUUAUUGAAAAUGCAAAACGAGUAAGAAAAGAAAGUGAAAAAAUCAAGGUUGGUGAUGUAGUAGAAGUACAGGCAGAUGAAACCUUUCCCUGUGAUCUUAUUCUUCUAUCAUCCUGCACAAUCGAUGGGACCUGUUAUGUGACUACAGCAAGUCUUGAUGGGGAAUCCAAUUGCAAGACACAUUAUGCAGUACGUGACACCAUUGAACUGUGUACAGCCGAAUCCAUUGAUACCCUCAGAGCAGCCAUUGAAUGUGAACAGCCUCAGCCUGACCUCUACAAGUUUGUUGGCCGAAUCAAUAUCUAUAGUAAUAGUCUUGAAGCUGUUGCCAGGUCUUUGGGACCUGAAAAUCUCUUGUUGAAAGGAGCUACGCUAAAAAAUACCAAGAAGAUAUAUGGAGUUGCUGUUUACACUGGAAUGGAAACCAAAAUGGCAUUGAACUACCAAGGGAAAUCUCAGAAACGUUCUGCUGUUGAAAAAUCCAUUAAUGCCUUCCUGAUUGUGUAUUUAUUUAUCUUACUGACCAAAGCUGCAGUAUGCACUACUCUAAAAUAUGUUUGGCAAAGCACCCCAUAUAAUGAUGAACCUUGGUAUAAUCAAAAGACCCAGAAAGAGCGGGAAACUUUAAAGGUUUUGAAAAUGUUCACCGACUUCCUGUCAUUUAUGGUUCUAUUCAACUUUAUCAUUCCUGUGUCCAUGUAUGUCACAGUAGAAAUGCAAAAAUUCUUGGGCUCCUUCUUCAUUUCAUGGGACAAGGACUUUUAUGAUGAAGAAAUUAAUGAAGGAGCCCUGGUUAACACAUCAGACCUUAAUGAAGAACUUGGUCAGGUGGAUUAUGUAUUUACAGAUAAAACCGGAACACUCACUGAAAACAGCAUGGAAUUCAUUGAAUGCUGCAUAGAUGGGCAUAAAUAUAAAGGUGUAACUCAGGAGGCUGAUGGACUUUCUCAAACUGAUGGACCCUUACCGUAUUUUGACAAAGCAGAUAAGAAUCGAGAAGAGCUCUUUCUGCGUGCCUUGUGUUUAUGUCAUACUGUGGAAAUUAAAACAAAUGAUGCUGUUGAUGGAGCUACUGAAUCAGCCGAAUUAACCUAUAUGUCCUCUUCACCAGAUGAAAUAGCUUUGGUCAAGGGAGCUAAAAAGUAUGGGUUCACAUUUGUAGGAAUUCGGAAUGGCCAUAUGAGAGUAGAAAACCAAAGAAAAGAAAUAGAAGAGUAUGAACUUCUUCACACCUUAAAUUUUGAUUCUGUCCGCCGUCGUAUGAGUGUAAUUGUGAAGACUCAAUCAGGAGACAUUCUUCUCUUUUGUAAAGGAGCCGACUCAGCAGUUUUCCCCAGGGUGCAAAAUCAUGAAAUUGAGUUAACUAAAGCCCAUGUGGAACGUAAUGCAAUGGAUGGGUAUCGGACACUUUGUGUAGCCUUCAAAGAAAUUGCUCCAGAUGAUUAUGAAAAAAUUAACAGACAACUCAUAGAGGCGAAAAUGGCCUUACAAGACAGAGAAGAAAAAAUGGAAAAGGUUUUUGAUGAUAUUGAGACAAACAUGAAUUUAAUUGGAGCCACUGCAGUGGAAGACAAGCUACAGGAUCAAGCUGCUGAGACCAUUGAAGCUUUGCACGCAGCAGGUCUGAAAGUCUGGGUGCUUACUGGGGACAAGAUGGAGACAGCCAAAUCCACCUGCUAUGCCUGCCGCCUUUUCCAAACCAGCACCGAGCUCUUGGAACUGACCACCAAAACCAUCGAAGAAAGUGAAAGGAAAGAAGAUCGAUUACAUGAGUUGUUGAUUGAAUAUCGUAAGAAGUUGCUGCAUGAAUUUCCUAAAAGUACUAGAAGCCUUAAAAAAGCAUGGACAGAACAUCAGGAAUAUGGAUUAAUCAUCGAUGGCUCCACACUGUCUCUCAUAUUAAAUUCGAGUCAAGACUCUGGUUCUAACAAUUACAAAAGCAUUUUCCUACAAAUUUGUAUGAAGUGCACUGCAGUGCUCUGCUGUCGGAUGGCACCAUUACAGAAAGCCCAGAUUGUGAGAAUGGUGAAGAAUUUAAAAGGCAGCCCCAUAACACUGUCGAUAGGUGAUGGUGCCAAUGAUGUUAGUAUGAUCUUGGAAUCCCAUGUGGGAAUAGGUAUUAAAGGCAAAGAAGGUCGGCAGGCAGCCAGGAAUAGUGAUUAUUCUGUUCCAAAGUUUAAACAUUUAAAGAAACUGCUCUUGGCUCAUGGACAUCUAUAUUAUGUGAGAAUAGCACACCUUGUGCAGUAUUUCUUCUAUAAGAACCUUUGUUUCAUUUUGCCACAGUUUUUGUACCAGUUCUUCUGUGGAUUUUCACAACAGCCACUGUAUGAUGCUGCUUACCUUACAAUGUACAAUAUCUGCUUCACAUCCUUGCCCAUCCUGGCCUACAGUCUGUUGGAACAGCACAUCAACAUUGACACUCUGACCUCAGAUCCCCGAUUGUAUAUGAAAAUUUCUGGCAAUGCCAUGCUACAGUUGGGCCCCUUCUUAUAUUGGACAUUUCUGGCUGCAUUCGAAGGAACAGUGUUCUUCUUUGGGACUUAUUUUCUUUUUCAGACUUCAUCUUUAGAAGAAAAUGCAAAGGUAUAUGGGAACUGGACUUUUGGAACCAUUGUUUUUACAGUCUUAGUAUUCACUGUAACUCUGAAGCUCGCCUUGGAUACUCGUUUCUGGACAUGGAUAAACCACUUUGUGAUUUGGGGUUCUUUAGCCUUUUAUGUGUUUUUCUCAUUCUUCUGGGGAGGAAUUAUAUGGCCUUUUCUCAAACAACAGAGAAUGUAUUUCGUAUUUGCUCAAAUGCUGUCCUCUGUAUCCACAUGGCUGGCCAUAGUUCUUCUAAUAUUUAUCAGCCUUUUCCCUGAGAUUCUUCUGAUAGUAUUAAAGAAUGUAAGAAGAAGAAGUGCCAGGAAUCCGAAUCUUGAACUGCCUAUGUUACUGUCCUACAAGCAUAUUGACAGUGGUUACAGCUAAAAGAGAAAGCAUGAAGAAACAACUACAAAAAGUUUUCAUCUCAGGAUACUCGAUAUGCAACAAACUAAACCACUAUCUUAAGUCUAAGGUUCAGAAUAAAUGUCCAUUAAAAUACCAAAUGACUCUCUUUAAGUAUUUACAGUUAUUGUAAGCAGCCGUUAUGGCCAAAGCUCUAAGUUAUGAAUUAUAUGAAAGUUGAAAGCAAGAUUAUUUAGAAUUUCUGGCUUUAGAUAGAAUAAAAUAACUACCAAAUGAGUGCUCUUUUAACCCAUGAACUCUGUGAAUGGAUUUAAGUACAAUAGUAUAAAGUAGAAGUCAUGCAAUGGGAAUGAAUAGAUUUUGCUAAUAUUACUUUUUUUGCCUGGCAGAAGAAAUAGGCUGUCUGGAUCACAUUUCUUGUUCCUGCUGAAUGAUAAUCUUAAAUUAUUUUUUUCAAUAUAUGAAAGGAAUACUUGAAAAUAUAAGAGGACUAAAUCAAUACAUCAGAUAAUCCUUUCUGUUCACCCCCAUGCUAAUUUUGUCCUGAUAGAAUAUCCUUGCCAAAAAAUAUCUUGAAUACUUACUAUUUUUUCUUCUGAAUUACACCUAAUGGGUGUAAGAUUUGAAAAUAAAGCAUUUCCAAUCACUUAGUAGCCCCUCAAAACAGUUAAGAUUUAAUAGAUUUUUCCAGUAUUAGUUUUACUCAGAUCUGAGGCAAGCUGGGGGAAAAUGUAGUUACAUAAAAAUAAAGGCCAUUCUGAACAUCGUGGAGAGGUAGGAAGAAUAGCUGAUUUCAAACGAAUGGUUUUUAUUUGAAAGAGGUUGCGUCUGUGCAUAUAUGUAGCACUUUAUUUUUUUUAACUUGCCAAUUGGGGGAGGAGGAGGGGUUCAUCCCAAGAGAGUGGUUCCACCUGCAGAGCACAACUCUGAACACGAAUGUUGUUUCUCUUAGCAGACUGGACGAGGGCAAUGGUCGGACUCUAAACCAUGAGAUUCACCCAGGUGUCAAGUCCUCGAUUUACUGGACUUGAGGGAGGGUUUAGCUUCCUAAGGAGUUUGCUCAAAACAUAAAAGUAAAUGUGAUCUGUCUUUACUAAAUGUUAAAGUUAAACACACUUUUUUUUUUUAUAUAAAUGACAUCAUUUGAUGACCAGAUUGAAAUGACCUUUUAAAAAGUGUUUUCAUACCAGUUUCCACUUUUAUUUUUCUUUCGGGCAUGCCUGUACUAUUAUUAGUGUUUAUAUUGUACCUUAAUUUGGAAAAGUAUUAGAUUUAGUCUAUACCAGUGUAUUUAUAUGGUCCAUAUGGCACAUUUGAUUCUUCCAUGUGUAUUUUGUGUUAAUGUUUAGCUGUAAUUUUUCUUACAUUCUAGAAAGGACAUAUUUAGUUAUCAGAAACCAUUCCAUCAUUAUUGACCCUUUUUCAUCAUUUCAUCCGUCAGUAUUAUUGUUGAGUAUUUUGUUAAGUGUCCUCAUGCCUUCCUAAGUGUGCCGUGUUCUGGUAACCUGUAUUUGAGGUUUGAAGUAGUCUGCUGAAAACCAAGUCAAUAUAUUCUUAUUCCAAAGAGCUGAAGAAAUCAGACCCAGGAAAGCUUUCAGUGUUUUGUUGUUGUUCUUGUUUUUAGUAGUUGUUGUCUCUCGUAUUGUUCUUGUUUUACAUAAGAAUUAUAGGGACUGUGAAUACAGAGAGCCCACCUUAACUAGAGGAGCUUGUUUGAUGCAGACCAUUGGAGAUUGCACAUAAUCAGAAUAUCUGGGGUAGUGGAUAUAUAACUGGUGGCAUAUAAAAUUCCCUUUAGCCUGGAAGAAAGACAAGGAGGAUUUAGAGUCGCGUCUUAGCUGCAUAUUACACGGCAGCUCAAAUUCACGAUGGCCGUGAUGUAUGAUAUCAUGGCCUGGAUCCUUGAGAAGGACAUGACUUUAUUGUUUGAAAGGUAUUUUUUAAUGAGCUAAAAAUAAUAGUUAGCAUGGGGUUAGCAGAUGGAACGACUUGAAGUAAGCCAUCCAGUAUUCCUAGCACUACAAUCUAACCACUUUAUUUUGUGUCAGAGAAAGGGGUAAAAUGUAAUAAUCAUAUACCCACCAUCUGAAUAAUGUUGAACUACAAAAUGUGCUUGUAAUUUUCACAACUACUGUCCGAUGUUUGAGGAUGUUAACUGAAAACAUAAAUUCCAUAUCUACCACAUUUACACCAGCAACAGUAUAAAAUGUAAGCCUAAAUUUGCAAAAUUCAUAAUAAUUUAGUGAUGAAAUUUUUUAAUAACAUGCAGUAUAUAUAAAUGCAGAUUUUAUGCAAGUGUUGACAAAGUCAUUUUUCAGCUUGCAAAAUGGGACUACAAUAUUACAUUUUUCACUUCAGCAAUUUUUUACAUCUAUGUUGUUGCUUUCUAUAAUGAAUGUGAAUGCUGUCUUUUAUGAAUGCCUUUUUCAUUACAGAAAUUUUUGUUUGAUGUAAUCAAUAAACUUUGGUAUGAUACGAUA